AAUGUGGCAGUGUCUCCUCUUUGAGUGUUACUUUGCCAGUGCUUAUAUACAACCGACCUGUCAGUUUUUUCAAUGUUUCAUUUUCGAAUCGUCUCAUUUACAAACCGAGAAUAUCCUAAAAAUAAAUGUUCCAUAUAUUAUAACUUUUGGUUAAUAGGACACAACUUAUUGUUAUACAUCUUAUUGGCUCUAUAUAAUUAUAAAGUACAGUAAUUGACAUAAAUCUAUACUGUUAUUGACCAGUAGCGAGAUAUUUAUGUGCAAAGAUGGACAUGAAGAUUGCUUUAACUUCUAUUGUAAAGUCCUUUCUAGAGCCACUUUCUUAUAUUUAUGAAGACGAAGAUGAGAGCAUUUUGGAAUUUCUGAUGGAACAAAUAAACACUGCUCCUACAGUAAAAAAUCACGGUCGACGCAUUUCUCAAAUCGACGAUUAUGUCGAGCAUAUAGUACCAUCGCUUAGCAGUUCACAAUUCCAAUAUCAUUUUCGAAUGCUACCUGCAACGUUUGAGUUUCUUUUGAAUGAAAUUGGAAAGAAGCUAAGCCGCAGCAUCCAUGGAAACGAAAUGGUACCUGCGGAUAAACAACUUCUGUUAAGUUUAUGGCGUUUUGCAACCCCAGAUUCAUACAGCUCGAUAAAUCAACGAUUUAAUGUAGGUCAAGCUACAGCUAUAAGAUCUGUGCGCCGUGUAAGCAAAGCAAUAUGCGCACUCCUACCAAAAUAUGUAGUAUGGCCUACAGGGAAUAAAGUACCGGAAGUUGUGCUUGGUUUUUCUCAGAUAAGUGGUUUUCCUGAUGUUAUUGGAGUUAUAGAUUGUACUUAUAUUAAUAUUCCCGCACCUAAGGAAAAUGCAAAGAAUUUUGUAAAUGGGAAGGGUUGUCAUUUGAUUCAUCUUCAGGCUGUUUGUGAUCAUAUGGGAUACUUUACAAAUCUCUACGUCGGAAAUAUAGGUUCAGUGUGCGAUGAGCGUGCUUUUUCUUUGUCUCCUCUUCAAGAAUAUGUCAAUGAUCCAGAUAAGUUUCCAAAUAAUACACAUUUAAUUGGAGAUACAGACUACAGACUACAUCGAUAUCUUUUGACUCCGUAUUUUCACAAAGGACUGCUGACGGAACAUGAGAAAAAUUACAAUUCUUGCCACUCUGCUAGUAGGAUGAUAAUCAGGAAAACACUCGCCCAUCUAAAAUAUCGCUGGAAAAGUCUUCAACAAAUUCUAGCAAUAACUCAGAUGGAUUAUGUAUCUUGUCAUAUAUUAGCAUGUUGUGUACUACACAAUAUUUGUUUACUAAAGGAAGAUGAAUUGGAAGAGCUGAAGGAUGUGAAAUUAGCAUUUGAUGAAGAUAUUAUUGUAGGAAAAACAGAUCUAUCGAGUGAGAAAAUUCACUACAAUGACAAAAAAGUUGCAGAAGCUAAAAGAGAUUUAAUAUGUUCUUCUUUGUUGUACGAAUAAAUCAUAAAAAGUAAUUUUUAUGACUUUCACGUAGAGACUAUGCUAGAGAAAUAUCUGUAAAUCUGUGUAUUUAUAUGACUGAUAUUUAAGUAAUUAUAAGACUUAUAUGUACAAUAUUUUAUUAAAAUGAAGCAAAUAUUUGUAACAUCUAUAUGAAUAGUUCAAACUGUAUAAAAUG
Messenger RNA from Harpegnathos saltator (Jerdon's jumping ant), 1623 nucleotides. RefSeq names its product putative nuclease HARBI1. The transcript has 4 exons. NCBI's taxonomy places the organism in Eukaryota, Metazoa, Arthropoda, Insecta, Hymenoptera, Formicidae. The record is from RefSeq and is a predicted model, not a curated record. Bases 267 to 1445 code for a protein of 392 amino acids.